GAUACACCUCCGAGCUCCCGGAGCGCGCUUUGCGCCCAGGGCUGGGCAGCAGGUGCUUUUGCCGCGCAGACUCCCCGGCCGCGGGGACCGGCUUGGGCUCGGCCGGCUCCGGCGGGUGGGGACGCGGUGCGCGUUGCUCACUGGCCACACUGGCCGCCUGGUGCUCCGCGAGGGGCGUGUGCCAGAGCCGCGCACCCGCGGGCUCCAUGUUCACCGAGCUGAGGUCAAAGCUGAGCCCCCCGCGAGCUCGCGCCGGGGCUGUGCGUACAGGCUUCGGGGAGCGCCCGGAUGUGGACGGUGAGCUGGGAUGGACCCAGGCACAGGAAUACCCCUCUGCCCAUUUCAGCUUCUGCCAGAACCUCCUAGAGCACACAGUAUCAGCUGAGAACAUACCCUGCCACCUGCCUCGGACACCAGGCACCAGCCUCACAUGGCAUGACUCCCGCAGCCAGAGGGCAUCCAGCAGCAGGCCAAUCAAGCUCCUUCAACAGCCGGGCUCAGAGGCCCCCCAGGCCCGGCUAUACUCUGAUCACUAUGGCUUAUACCAUACAAGCCCUUCCCUGGGUGGCCUGACAAGGCCGGUGGUCUUGUGGAGCCAGCAAGAUGUUUGCAAGUGGCUCAAGAAGCAUUGUCCUCACAACUACCUCGUCUAUGUCGAGGCCUUCUCCCAGCAUGCCAUCACUGGCCGGGCUCUGCUUCGGCUGAAUGCAGAUAAGCUCCAGAGAAUGGGGUUGACCCAAGAGGCUCAGAGGCAGGAGGUGCUACAGCAGGUGCUCCACCUGCAGGUUCGUGAGGAGGGGCGGAGCCUCCAGCUGCUCAGCCAAGCUUCCUUCGGAAACAUGUCCUAGCUGCUGCCUAUACUUGGACCCCAGACCCCAACACUGUGACCAGAGCCCACAGCCAAGGAUGAGGCAGAGCUGGCCCUACAGCCCCUUUGGAUCCUGCAGGAUACCCGAGUGGCUAAACCUAGUCCAGUGAACAGGGAGGGAUAGGAUGCCACCUCCAGGUGCCUCUAAAGAGGCACUGCAGGUUCAACCCUGUGGCUGGGAGGGUGGUUGCUGCCUGCUUAUAGACCUUUCUUCUAGGAUCCAAGCCCAGGUGCACCCCGGUGCUGCUGGCAGCAAACAGGGCAGCUGCCUGGGGCUAGAGUGGGGUUUGAAUGUCCCCAGACUCCCAGGGAGUCUGUUUAUUUAUGUUCCCUCCAACAUGUGACCAUCCCCUAUCCGAGUCAUGAGGCUUCUAGUUCUGUGUCUUCCCUAGGCACCUCCAGGUCAGCCACACAGUGGGACAAGCUGUCUUGGCUCUCUUUCAGGUGUAUCCGUCCCCUAGCUCUCCCAGAGUACAGCCGGCCCAACCUGUUGUCACAGUGAUGGUCAUCAGUUCAGCUAGGCAUCAUGUCAUGUGCUUCACUCAGUGGUUAUGAAACUUCUGCCUCCCCUAUCCAGUCAUGAGAACUGAAGUUGAGAGGGGUCCAAGAUGCUCAAGCUGCGAUGCCAGUGUGUGGCACACAGAUUCCAGGCUGUACAGGUGACUCCGUGCACAGCCCACCAGUUCAGCAAUGUUCUCAAUAUUAACUUUGAAGAAGUGUUGCUUUUAAACAUCUUCCCUAUUCUCUGGCUCUUAGAGACCAUCUUGGAAGGGUGUGUGGGUGUCCGUGCUCGAGUGUGUGUGCGUGUGCGCCCUCAAGGUCUAUGGCAUUCCCAUAAAAACCUGUAUUCACACAAGAAAAUUAUGUAGAGUUGUUCCUGCCAUGUGUCACCAGAUACCUGAACAACCCUUCCUUGGGGAUUUGGGGGCUGGUGCUGCCAGGAAGAAGGACAGUGAGGAUGACCCUGGCAGCUCACUUUCACUCUGCCCACUACUAACUUUUCCAGGGACUCUAAAAUCUCAGGGGCAGUUGAGGCUCAGCCUCCAGUUCCCUCUGUGUGCCAGGAGCUGGCCUCGAUUCAAGGUUGCUCAAUACAGUUAAUUUGGGGCACUGGCCUGGUAUCUCCCAUUCUGUAUGCCCUCCAUCCAUGGAGGGGGCCCCCUUAUUGUGUUUGCCUGCCUCUAGAAUCCCCCAGUCCUGUGCCUGCCAACCAGAGGGCCCUCUCUGCCCCCUUUCUCUCACCUUUGUCUUUUCUACCCUGUGUUUCUGUCCUGUCUUCAUUGGUUUUCGGUCACUUUUUUUAUACUCUGAAAAAAAAAAAAAAAAAGAAAACUCAGAAAUAAAUCUGGUUCUCAAAUGCCA
Molecule: messenger RNA, 2230 nt
Organism: Meriones unguiculatus (Mongolian gerbil)
Lineage: Eukaryota; Metazoa; Chordata; Mammalia; Rodentia; Muridae
Gene: Samd10
Product: sterile alpha motif domain containing 10
Exons: 5
Coding region: 207-848 (213 amino acids)
Biological process (GO): cell surface receptor protein tyrosine kinase signaling pathway
Cellular component (GO): cytoplasmic side of plasma membrane
Molecular function (GO): protein binding
Source: RefSeq, a predicted model, not a curated record